AAUACGAAAGAUGAUGGUUCUCGUACAACUAAACCCAUCGCUCAAUUUAUCUGGCGGGUAUUUUCAACUCAUCAUUCCCUGUAAGACCACUUGUGAGAUUUCUGGAUAGAUUACAAACCCCUCCUUUGUGUGAGUGGAGUCAGCAUAGAAGGCCAGGCUGACGGAGGCCUUACCUCCAGCUUCCAGUUAAACACCACACAGAUACGAGCAGUUUCCAACCUUCACUACUCGACUACUUGCAAUACCUAGUUCAUAUACUUUCAUUGUACUCCGUAUUCUCGGCGGGGAAAAAAAAAAUCUGCCACGAAAAAACACAGCACUGAACGACAAAAGCGUGGACAAAAUGUCUUCGGUCUCUUCGAUCCGCCAAUACAGAGUGGGCGUCAUUCUAUUCGAAGGAGCAGACAUCCUCGACUUUGCGGCUCCCAUUGAGAUUUUGUCUCAUGCAUCGCGUAACCGAAACCCUGAUGACCCUGAUCGUAUCUUCAAUAUCGAAACCAUCGCUCGUACACGUGCUAUUUCAGCAAAGGGUCCCCUAGCUAUCCAAGCCGACGUCCUCUUGGAUGACGUCUUUCACAAUAUAGGAGAGUACGAUAUUUUGGUCGUCCCAGGAUCCUCGCCGUCAAUUGUCAAGACGUUAAUUGGCUCGAAUUCGCCUGAACUUGAUCUGAUUCGGAAGUUCGCCACACUGCCUCUCACUGCGCAAGGUGAACCACGAGUUCUCUUUUCAGUGUGCACUGGUGCUAUCCUGCUUGGAGCUGCAGGGGUCUUACUUGGGGUCACGGUAACCACUCACCACAAAGCCUUCGAUUGGCUUCGCGAUGUCUGCUUCCAAGGAAAUGAAGACAGGAUGCCGCCCCCGGAGAUCAUCCACAAACGCUAUGUGGACGGGGGACUCAUGAGAAAUGGUACAGUGAGGCUUUUGACAGCUGGUGGUGUCAGUUGUGGGCUAGAUGCAAGUCUCUUUCUUGUCAGUCAGCUCACUACGCCUGAUAUGGCAGCCUUUGUGGCUCGUGUUGUCGAGUAUGAUUGGAAGCAACCUACUGAAUGAUGAUCAAGAGAAGCCUCAGCAGGUGGGAUCUAGGGCACAGUACCAAAGCAUCUCUUCAUUGAGCUCCUAGCAAUAGUUUUAGCUCUUCUAUUUUUUUUUUGGAUAUAGCAAAUCAGACCAUCACUUCUCUCGCAUACUCUUUUCUGAGAUACGAUAUGGGUACUGUGACAUCCCCAUCGAAGCCUCUGGAUUAAUUACCAACAUACAGUACUUUCAGCUUCCUGACUCAGACAACUCUACCUAUACUAGGUUUCUCCUUGAACUUUACUGUGAUCUAUAAACAGAUAUCACGAAUGAUGUUCUGUCUUACGAUGGGGCUCACAAUCAGACAUCACACCCUCAUCCCAUGUGAUCAUUGAUAUUAUGAACCAGGCCACAGUGGAUCUUGAGAACGCG
This is a messenger RNA of Aspergillus wentii DTO 134E9, 1447 nucleotides long. RefSeq names its product isonitrile hydratase-like protein xanA (gene xanA). The transcript has a single exon. Lineage: Eukaryota; Fungi; Ascomycota; Eurotiomycetes; Eurotiales; Aspergillaceae. The record is from RefSeq and is a predicted model, not a curated record. The coding region runs from base 344 to 1051 and encodes 235 amino acids.